Sarcophilus harrisii (Tasmanian devil) is the source of this 1759-nucleotide messenger RNA. It is a transcript of the gene SKA2, whose product is annotated as spindle and kinetochore associated complex subunit 2. The transcript has 5 exons. The record is from RefSeq and is a predicted model, not a curated record. Gene Ontology annotation, biological process: mitotic cell cycle; cell division; chromosome segregation. NCBI's taxonomy places the organism in Eukaryota, Metazoa, Chordata, Mammalia, Dasyuromorphia, Dasyuridae. Gene Ontology annotation, molecular function: microtubule binding. Gene Ontology annotation, cellular component: outer kinetochore; spindle microtubule. The coding region runs from base 260 to 799 and encodes 179 amino acids.
UGUUCCCUUCUCCUUCCCCUCCCCCACGGUCCGCGUCUUCAUUCUCGGGCAGACUUCCCGUGGGGUGGGGGGGGGCGCUCCAUACUUUGGGGGAGGGGAUCCCAGGCUUGAAUCCCCUCCCCCUCGCUCGCUUUCCCCCUCCACCCGGAGCUUCUCGAGAGAGAGAGAGAGACGACCUUCCUUCCUCACCGACCGCCACGCCUCUCCUCGCUUUGCCUCGCCUCGCCUCGCCUUGCUGCUGCUUCGGCCACUUGGGUGCAUGUGCUGCCUGCCCCCCCUUUCUCGUCAACAGCUGCCCAGGCUUCGUUUUGACGCCUUGAUUGGCACGAGCCAGGGGGGAUUCGGGGAGGAGAAGCACCCCGCUCCUCGCCCCAUCCCUCCCUUUCUCUCAUCCCCUUCGCAGCCCGCUUUGAGCGUUAGAAAGUUCCAGAAAGCAGAAUCUGAUUUGGAUUACAUUCAACACAAGUUGGAAUUUGAAGUCAAGAAAAGUCUUCCUGAUGAUUCGUCAGGAGAGGAAAAUCCACUCACACUGUUAAAGGAAUUAUCAAUGAUGAAGUCUCGAUAUAAGACUUUGUGUGCCCAAUUGGAACAAGUUGCUGUUGAACAGAAAGAAUCUAUGAAUUGUAUUCGUGCUACUUUGAAUAAUACUAUGAAAAUGGUACAACACCUAGAGCAACAAGCCGAUCUGGAGUUGUCACCUCUGACUAAGGAAGAACAGACUGCCAUACAGCAAUUACAAUCCCAUUCAACAUGCCAGACUUCAGGAGGAAUCGACUUGCAUAAGACAACUCUAAUGUAGUUUUCUAGCAUGAGUUUUCAACUUUACUGAAUAUGAUGCUAAUGAACAGAUGAUACAGAUGAAUGUGAAAGCCAGGAGCCCAAGAAGUCUGAAAAAAGUUGAAUUUAAGAAAAGUGGAAAUAGUAAGAUGAACAAAGGAUGUCUUUGUUUUUAUGCAUGGAAUGACCAUUAUCUCCUCAUGUACCAGGAAGCUGUUAUUUCGACAGUGAUGAUAAAUAAAUAAAUAAAUGGAUUAUGAGAAUUGCUUGUGUUGUAUAACCAUUUGUAAUGUGUGCAUUAAAACUUAAAAAAAAAAUCUGUAAGCCAUUUAUUUAAGUACUCUUUUUAACUGCAUCAUGUUUGACUUUUGUAUCCUGAGAAUUGAUCUAGGUUCUCUAUUUAGUGAAGUAGAAACUCAAAAUGAAAAUGGAACAUAGAGUGUUUCUUUGGAGCUUUACGUCAGAAGUCUUUUAGAGUUUAAUAAGUUGCUAUAUUUGAAUAUUAAUCUUAGUUUUUCUCUUUAGGAAAGGGAGAUUUAAAUUAAUUGUAUCCACAUCCCAGAAAUGAAGGAAAUAUGUUAUCCACAGAUAAAUUCCUUGGGGGUGGGAAUUGUUUGCAUGUAAAGUUUUAUUGUCAUUGCUUGGUUUUAAAGUGUUUUAGACUUGAUAAUUUACAGUUGUAAUUUUUUUUCAAAUAGGAAGAUAAAUAUUAAUGUGUGUUUUAAGAAUUAAGAUACAACAUAAUUUUAAUGAGAAAAGAAAAAAAGCUUUUUGUAUGUUUUCUUUUGCUAUUUUACCUGGUAUAUUGUGAUGGUACUAAUUACUUUUUGCUUUCUAUGAUCCUGGUAGUCAUUUUAAGAAUUUUAUUUCAAAUAUUGUAUAUCAGCCCAUAACUUUAUCAUGUCUUAGAAGUGCAAUACUCAUAAUAAUUACUAUCAUUGUAUUGAAUUUGUUAAAUUAAAAAAAUAUUCUAAUAAGCAAA